UCCGCGCGCCGAAGCUCACGCUCAUCCUGGUUUCACUCUUCAAGGGUCGCGCGAGCUCCGAAACCCCCUCUACCGGAGAGCGGACCGAACGCGCUCACCGCUGCCAAACGGCUUCAGGCUCCUCCUGGAAAUCUGGAAGUCAGAAGUAGGGAGAGAGGGCGAGAGAGACAUACCAUCGCAAGGACUCGCCGUGCUCACCUGCGUUGGUCGAGACAUCUCCAAAGUAGAGGUCUGAGCGAAGCCGGCAGUGUUACCCCACAGUCGGGCUUCACGUUCCCGAAACUGCCAACAUGGACAAAGUUUUCGCUUGCCUUGUUACCGCGGUCAGCCUCUUGGCGUCGGUGCGAGGACAGGUAUAUAACGGCGACUGCAGCUUCGAGAAGCCGCUCUCAGUGUGUGGCUACAGCCAGGGGCGUGAGGACGACCUCGAGUGGGAGCAGGUCAACACCAAAGAGAAGCCCCCGACCAACCCAUGGACACCUCCAGGCGCCGCCUUCGUGAUGGUCAACACGUCGGGCCGUUUCUCGGGCCAGAAGGCCCUGCUCCUCAGCCCCCAGCUCAAAGAGAACGAUACCCACUGCGUCACCCUCCGCUACUUGGUGUCGAGCCAGGGCAGCGGCAGCCCUGGACGCCUCAGUGUCUACAUCAAGGAGAACCACAGUCCUACGGGGCUGCCCGUCUGGAACAUCUCUGGGCCCGUCAGCAGGACCUGGAGCCAAGUGGAACUCGCUGUCAGCAUCUACUGGCCCAACUUCUACCAGAUCGUCUUUGAAGCUGUGACCUCAGGCCAGCGCGGCUUGGUGGCCAUCAAGGAUGUCGUCGUCCAGGGCCAUCAGUGCAUGACGACGCCCCACUUCCUCCAUAUUAAAGGUGUGGAGGUGAACGCAGGGCAGACAGCGAAGUUCCACUGCACCGUCAACGGAGAGCAGAAAGCCAACUUCCACCUGUGGCUGCAGGGUAUAGGUGGGCGGGAGACUCCAAUGACGACUUCCAAGCCAUGGAACAACCAGCGGUUCAUCGGCGUGUUCGACGUGGAGAACACCACGAAGCACGACUCAGGCCGCUACCGCUGCAUUGUGCACUCCAGCCGAGGGGUGGGCGUGUCCAACUAUGGAGAACUGACCAUCAAACAGCCGCCUGUCCCCAUCGCUCCACCGCAGCUGACGGCGGUGGGCGCUACUUACCUGUGGAUCCAGCUCAAUGCCAACUCCAUCAACGGCGACGGACCCAUCGUCAACCGCCAGGUGGAGUAUCGCACCGUCUCCGGCACCAUGUACGACCUGCAGCCCGUCGACAAGAGCUCGCACAAGAUCGGCCACCUGGAACCCGACACCGAGUACGAGAUCAGCGUGCUCCUCACCCGGCCGCUAGAGGGCGGCACAGGGGCACCUGGCCCGCCGCUGAGGGCUCGCACCAAGUGCGCCGAGCCCAUGCACGGCCCACGCCACCUCAAAGUGGUGGACAUCCAGUCGCGUCAGGUGACGCUGUCGUGGGAGCCGUUCGGCUACAACGUGACGCGCUGCCACAACUAUAGCCUGACGGCGCGCUACGCAGCCCUGGCCGGAGGCCGGGAGGAGAGCCGCGAGGAGGUUGCCUACGGUAGCAAGAGCUCGCUGGCCCAGCACACCAUCCGCAACCUGACGCCCUACACCAACCUCAGCGUCAAGCUGGUCCUGGGAAACCGCGAGGGUGUGAAGGAGAGCGCCGAGAUCCACGUGCAGACCGACGAGGACGUGCCAGGGGAGGUUCCUCUGGACUCCAUCCAGGCCAGCGUGUAUGAGGACAGGAUUGUUCUCAAGUGGAGGGAGCCUUCUCACACUUACGGAGUCAUCACUCUGUAUGAGAUCUCCUACAAAGCAGUGAGCUCGUUCGACCCAGCGCUGGACCUCUCGAACCAGAGCGGUCAGGUGAUCAAACAGGGCAACGAGACGAGCCACGCCUUCUUGGGCCUCUACCCAGGCUCCACCUACUCCUUCGCCCUUCGUGCCAGCACUGCCAAGGGCUACGGCACGCCCGCCAUCACACAGGACACCACGAAGAUCUCAGCUCCUUCUAUGCCAAUCUAUGAUCAGGAGACAUCUCUGAACCAGACUGACACCACAGUCACGGUCGUUCUCAAACCGGCCCAAAGCAGGGGUGCACCAGUAAGUGUGUAUCAGGUGGUGGUGGAGGAGGAGAGACCCAGGAGGGCACGUGGAGGAGAGGCGGAGAUCCUUCGCUGUUACCCUGUCCCGCUCCACUACCACAAUGCCACCUCGCUCAACUCCAAGUACUACUUCACGGCAGAGUUCCCCUCCGGGAACAUACCCUCCCCCCAGCCUUUCACCGUGGGGGACAACAGAACCUACAGCGGCUUCUGGAACGCCCCGCUACUGCCACACAAAAGCUACAGCAUCUACUACCAGGCAGUCAGCUCUGCUAAUGGGGAGACCAAAAUAGACUGUGUGCGCGUGGCCACCAAAGCCGCUAUCCUCGUGACGCAGCUUACUACCCCCUACAUCCGUAUCGUCCCGGCUGCAGGCGACAGCCAACUAACAGGAGCGGCAACGCACAAACCAAACGCGGUGGAGCCAGAGAAGCAGACGGACCACACAGUGAAGAUCGCCGGCGUCAUCGCUGGCGUUCUCCUGUUCGUCAUCAUCUUCCUUGGCGUGGUUCUCCUCAUGAAGAAACGGAAACUCGCCAAGAAGCGCAAGGAGACCCUGAGCAGCACGAGGCAGGAGAUGACGGUGAUGGUGAACUCCAUGGACAAGAGCUACACGGAGCAAGGCACCAACUGCGACGAGGCGCUCUCCUUCAUGGACACGCACAACCUCAACGGCCGCUCUGGAUCCUCUCCGUGUUCUCUCACCAUGAAGACAAACACAAUGAGCACGGCCCUGCCCAACUCCUAUUACCCAGACCCCUUUGUACCCACUGCUAUCUUAGACGAGGCGCAGACGUCUGCGGGCGACACCGGCAGCCUGGCGCAGCCGCACCCGGGCCGGAAGCGCGAGGCGCCCGACGUGCCCUACCAGACAGGCCGCCUCCACCCAGCUAUCCGUGUCGCUGACCUCCUCGAGCACGUCACGCAGAUGAAGUGCGCCGAGGGAUAUGGCUUCAAGGAGGAGUAUGAGAGCUUUUUCGAAGGACAGUCUGCACCAUGGGACUCCGCUAAGAAAGAUGAGAACCGGAUGAAGAAUCGCUAUGGAAACAUCAUCGCAUAUGAUCAUUCCCGCGUGCGUCUGCAGAGUCUGGAGGGCGAGCAGAGCUCCGAUUACAUCAAUGCAAAUUACGUUGACGGCUACCACAGGCCAAACCACUACAUCGCUACACAAGGACCCAUGCAGGAGACCGUCGUCGACUUCUGGAGGAUGGUGUGGCAGGAGAACACGGCCACCAUCGUCAUGGUUACCAACCUGGUGGAGGUCGGGAGGGUGAAGUGCUGUAAAUACUGGCCGGAUGACACGGAGAUCUACCGAGACGUGAAGGUGACCCUGAUCGAGACCCAGCUACUGUCCGAGUACGUGAUCAGAACAUUCGCAGUGGAGAAGAGGGGGGCCCACGAGAUCCGGGAGAUCCAGCAGUUCCAUUUCACGGGCUGGCCGGACCACGGCGUGCCCUACCACGCCACAGGUCUGCUGGGCUUCAUCCGAAGGGUGAAGGCGAAGUCUCCCACCAGCGCUGGCCCCAUCGUGGUACACUGCAGCGCGGGGGCGGGACGAACAGGCUGUUUUAUCGUGAUUGACAUCAUGCUGGACAUGGCGGAGAGGGAGGGCGUGGUGGACAUCUACAACUGCGUGCGAGAGCUGCGAUCCCGACGCGUCAACAUGGUCCAGACUGAGGAGCAGUAUGUCUUCAUCCAUGAUGCCAUUCUGGAGGCAUGUCUCUGUGGUGACACCACUAUUCCUGACAAUCAGCUUCGCUCCGUCUACUAUGACAUGAACCGUUUGGACCCCCAGACCAACUCCAGUCCAAUCAAAGAGGAGUUUCGGACCCUGAACAUGGUGACACCCACGCUGCGCGUGGAGGACUGUAGCAUUGCUCUUUUGCCCCGUAACCAUGAGAAGAACCGGUGCAUGGACGUGCUCCCGCCAGACCGCUGCCUGCCCUUCCUCAUCACCAUCGACGGAGAGAGCAGCAACUACAUCAACGCCGCACUGAUGGACAGCUAUAAGCAGCCUUCUGCGUUCAUCGUUACCCAGCAUCCUUUGCCCAACACAGUGAAGGACUUCUGGAGGCUGGUGUUGGACUACCACUGCACGUCCAUCGUCAUGCUGAACGAUGUGGACCCCGCUCAGCUCUGUCCUCAGUACUGGCCUGAGAAUGGAGUGCAUCGACACGGUCCUCUGCAGGUGGAAUUCGUGUCGGCCGAUCUUGAGGAAGAUAUCAUCAGCCGGAUAUUCCGCAUUUACAAUGCUGCUCGCCCCCAGGAUGGAUAUCGGAUGGUGCAGCAGUUCCAGUUCCUGGGCUGGCCCAUGUACCGUGACACGCCCAUGUCCAAGCGCUCCUUCCUCAAACUCAUCCACCAGGUGGACAAAUGGCAGGAGGAGUAUGAUGGAGGAGAAGGACGAACUGUAGUGCACUGCUUGAAUGGUGGUGGGCGUAGCGGAGCAUUCUGCGCCAUCAGCAUUGUGAGUGAGAUGCUGCGACACCAGCGUUCGGUGGACGUGUUCCACGCUGUCAAAACCCUCCGCAACAACAAGCCCAACAUGGUGGACCUCCUGGAGCAGUACAAGUUCUGCUAUGAAGUGGCUUUGGAGUACCUGAAUUCCGGAUAACUCCGCUCGCUCUUAAAAGACAUUUUUUACUUUGGGCUGCUUGGCAUCCUCGGACGUUUGGUGUGUGUGUGUGCGUGUGUGUGUGUGUGUGUGUGUGUGUGUGUGUGCGUGUGAGCACAGCACCGUGGGUCGGGCGGGCGUGCGUGUGUGUGCCUGCUUGUAUAUUUCCGCAAAUGUCUGUUCAUCUCACCAGGUUUUUCCCCUGCCUCUCCGAGAGCACCACAUGCUGUUCAAGAGCUCUGCCGUCUGCCUGUACACUAACUGAAGCACGGGUGUGUUUUUCGUGGUGACCCGGCCCGGACCGGACCGGACCGGCUUCGUUCAGGGCCUGCGCCAUUGGACCGUGCGGCCGUGUCCCAGCACUUCCUCCUGCACAUUGUUGUGGUGUUUCCCAUUUCUCACUGACCUGUGCCGAAUCACGCUGACGGCGACCGUUAGCUGAGAAUCGGGAAUCUCAAUGGGUUUUAUUUUCCUCGUUGUUGUGUAUAUCAAUCUUUAUAUGGUGACGUACGAAGAGUUGACAUGGCAACCACUGCAUCACUGCAUACUCUGCACCACGUUGAAGUGAUCCAAAGCAUUUCUUUCUCCACUUUUUUUUGCUAUUUUUUGUUUAUAUUGUAAAUAUGACCAGUCUAGUGCAUUAUUUAUUCACGCUGUGUAUUUCUGUUGUGCAACACUGGCAAUCGUGUACUGGGUUCAUUGGUUGAUUCACCCAGAAAGUAUUGUCAACUUUGGUUCAUCUUGUCUGAAAGAAAUAUUGUAAAUGUUCAAAUAUAUACUGUAUGUAUUAUAA
This is a messenger RNA of Electrophorus electricus (electric eel), 5553 nucleotides long. NCBI's taxonomy places the organism in Eukaryota, Metazoa, Chordata, Actinopteri, Gymnotiformes, Gymnotidae. The record is from RefSeq and is a predicted model, not a curated record.